AUGUCAGCCAACGAAAACCCCGAAAACUAUGCCCUCUUCAGGGAUUGCUUAUCAACCACCCUUCUCCAACCUGCAUCCCCGGCCCCGCCCAAACGCCGUCGGCGUCGCAAGAACUCGGCCGCUACUCCAGCCGCUACAGCAUCCACUCCGGCUCCGAACCCGGAGAGGGACGCCGAAGAGCUUGCUGACUUUGUAGAUUAUCUUGCUGCAGAGAUAUUCGAGAAUCUUCCGGAUGAGCUGCAGACCUUGGAGUAUCGAACCUGGAGGGACAACGAGGCGUUGCAGGAGCAGUAUUCUCUUCCUCUCACAAAGGAGAGUCUCUCCGUGUUAAACCUGCCACCUUCUGUUGUUGAAACAUUGACGACUUACAACCUUAUCUCUGCCGAUCUAUACACUACAUCGCAUCUCCCGUCCUCCCCCGAGGCAUUCUUACUCCCCAUCAUAACCUCGUACAUCACUCCCCUCAUCGAGCCACCUCCCGCUACACGGGCCACCCGUGCCGACGCCUGCGAGCUUUGUGCUCGAUCUUGGGUCCCUCUGUCAUACCAUCAUCUUAUCCCAAGAUUCGUGCACGAAAAGGCCGUCAAGCGAGGUUGGCACCGCAAGGAGGAUCUGCAGAAUGUAGCCUGGCUGUGUGGUGCGUGCCAUCGCUUUGUGCACAACUUUAAAACUCACGAGGAACUCGCUCGGGAUUACUACACUGUUGACCUGUUGCUCGAAGAGGAGGAGGUUCAAAGAUGGGCUGCAUGGGUUGGAAAGUUGAGAUGGAAGGGAAGGUAG
Fusarium graminearum PH-1 is the source of this 780-nucleotide messenger RNA. RefSeq lists its product as uncharacterized. The transcript has a single exon. Lineage: Eukaryota; Fungi; Ascomycota; Sordariomycetes; Hypocreales; Nectriaceae. The record is from RefSeq and is a predicted model, not a curated record. The coding region runs from base 1 to 780 and encodes 259 amino acids.